AUUUUUUGCACUCAGGUAGAUCGACAUUUAAAUACCCGUAUGCAAAUUUUUUACUGGGGAAAAAUGAAAAGCCGUAAUAUUUUCCCCGUAGCUGUAGAAUGAUUUCAUAAAUGAGUUAUUGGGUCCCUUCGUUUUUGUCACGUUCCCACGAUUUUUUGGCAGUUUCAUCUCUGAUAAGUAAGAAAGCACGUGAAAGCUGUUUAAGCAAGGUUUUACUAUUCUAUUGGACCAUGUUUUUGUCUGAGGGAUGAAAUGCUCUUCCUUCAUGAAGCAAGGAAUUUGUUUAUAUUCAUUUGGAUCGCUUCUUUUAGUGUACAUGUUAGCAAAACUAAAGGCAGUGAUGAUGAAGCACUACUGAGUUCGCUGGAAAGCCGUGGAAUCCGAUUCCUCGAGUACGCCACACUGCGCCAUGAUUCCAAAGCUUUCAGAGAUAGGUCCAAAAGAGAAGCAACGUCUUCGAAUGUGUUGCUGCCAAUCAAAAUGGGAUUUACAUACGCCGAGGAACACUAUGAAAUAGAACUUAACAAUCCGCAACCAAUUCUGCAUCCGUCCGCUGAGGUUCUUACUUUUAGAAAUGGAUCCGUCCAGCAAUGGUUAGGUGCUCAUCCAGACUGUUUUCUUACCGGAACUGUGACGUCACAUUCCGGAGUAGCAUCCUUAUCUUUCUGUGAUAAAAUUGUUGGUUUAGUGAAAACACGUAAACAUGCGCUGUACCUUGAGUCGAUCUCUGAAAUCGCUGAUAACGACAACCUGCAAAUCAUAAUCGGCCAACAGACCCAGGAUGAAAUUUCCAAUCAUGUAACAAAACGUUUGGAUGGGUAUAAAGGUGCUAGAACCAGACGGUCGGUGACACCACACAAUAUCACCAUAGAGAUGGCGGUGUACAUUGAUGCCGCCUACACACAGACCAUGCUGGUGACAGACUUCUCCAAGCGGCUGCAACACAUUCUUCUCAAGUAUUACGCUGUUCAGAUGGAAUGGUCCAGAGCCGACAUGCUUGAUUAUAAUGUACAAAUCGUACUAAAGAAAGUUCACUUCUUCGAGGAAAAUCUGGCAUGGUAUAACACAUCUACAAGUCUCCUUGGUAGCGUGCUCUACCAAUUCUGCAUGGCAACUACGGGUGAUGGGCCAUUCGAUAUACGAUACAUGCAUGUUGGUCUGACCAACCUGGACGUACUGGGGCGGGCCUACCAGAACUCUGUGUGUAACCCGACCUACAACUGUGCCGUAGACACGGCGACAAGCGCCGCCAGUUUUGCCGCCACGGCGCACGAAAUUGGACACCUGUUAGGAAUGUACCAUGAUGCUGAUAGGGGGUGUACCGGAAAUAACAUAGGGUUAAUGGGAGGAUUUGGUACCGGUUGGAGCUCUUGUAGCAAAGACGACAUGGCUGUUUUGUUAAACUCUGGAAAUAAAAACUGUUUAUGGGAAGAAAACAUUCCACUAGAAGAUGUUCCUGAAAGUAUUGCAAACAAAACUCUAAUCUCUGCGAUACCAGGUCAAAUAUAUUCUCCAGAUCAGGUCUGUGAGCUGAAAUAUGGAACCGGAUAUCAAUUCCGAAAAUAUCCAAAACUAGGGGUGUGUGUGCUAUACAGCUGUGCCAAUCACAACAGUGCUCAAAUAAAUUACGGUCAGAUGUUUCAAGAACGAACUUCUAUCUUUGGCAUGUAUUGUGAAAAAGAUAAGAUCUGCUUUAAGAUGGGCUGUGUCGAUGCAUCAACCGCCAAACUAACCAAUCUGGUAAAGCGUGAAGGUGGGUGGAGUCAAUGGGGGCACUGGACGGGGUGUACCAGAACAUGUGGGCGUGACAUCAACUACCGGAAACGGAAGUGUGACAAUCCAGCUCCUAUAAACUUAGAUGGUUGUGCUGGAGAAGCGUAUGAAGCGGGAAUCUGCAAUACACAGCCUUGCGCUAAAGACAGUUCUGAUGAGUUAACACUGAGAAAUCAGCGGGCAAGUGAGACGUGCAAGAGUCUAAGAGACAACAAUGUGAUCGACCCUGACCUCUACAACGAAACGGGGUCAAGGUACUCCGACACAGCCCAUGGUCAGUGCGAGGUGACCUGUGACCCCGCCCCCGGGCACACCAUUCCUACCUUCACAAGAUUCGGGUUUAUGCCGGACGGUGUGGCUUGUACUGGAGGAUCUGACCCCUGGGAUUUAUACAAUUGGCCUCGAAAUUCGGGGUCUCGCUAUCUGUGUUUGGAUGGUCUUUGCCAGAGAUUUGGUUGUGACAAUGAAUUGAAUGGGCAAGUUCUCGAUGAAUGUGGAGUAUGCGGGGGAGAUAACUCGACCUGUAUUGUCAUUGCUAACACUGACACCGAGCAACAGAACCAAGGCGAGCGUCGCACACUUGCCGUAUUGCCCGCGGGGACCUUCAACAUUCAGUUUUGGUUUCCAUACAAGGAGAUGGCAGACAACUACUUAGAGCUUUAUAGCAAACAUGGAAGCGUCAUCCUGGCGAGUAGAGUUCCAAGCUCCUGGGUCUGGGAUGCGAGAACAAGUCCAGUGGUUUUUGCCGGAACUGAGUGGUACUACUUCUUCUACGGCCAAUACCUGUACGCUAAAGGGCCACUGACAGAGUCCUGUGAAAUCAAGCUGUUUCAAUUUGGUGUUAACAACAACACUGGAGUCUCGUUUACUUAUUCGGAGCCUUUGGCAGUUAAGAACGAGUGUGGAUUUGAAUUGAACUUCUGUGAUUGGUCGAUUGAACAUUUCACCAGGAUAAAGUAUGGAUCAAACGUGUCCUCCGUUCCGAAUCAAGAUGAAAAGUUUGGAGAAUACUUCAUCCAUAUGUCUAGUGUAACCACUGACAAAACAGCCACCAUAACUAAGCAGAAUAUUCACGGAACCAGUUAUGACCAGUAUCUCUCCUUAAGUUAUCACGUCACCGGAAUAGGUUCUAAAAUUACAGUGUCGUUGCAUGGUGGUAUAAACACCAGUGUUUUGUGGAGUUCUCUAGAUUCGUCACAACUCGUGAUCAAUGAGUGGAAGUCUGCAACAGUUAAUAUUACCACUUUUGAAAAAUACGACAUACGCAUAACAUGUGAAACAAAGGUCCAACAUUCGGGAACAAUUUCUUUAGACGACCUUAAACUUUCUUAUUACGAAGAUUCAUAUUGUAACGAUGAAGAUUCAUGUGUCACGCCUUCCUUGGACCUUUCAACAUCAACUACAUUCGUGUCAACUACAAAAUCAACUUUCACAACCCCUUCAACCACAGUGAAAGAGGAUACAACAAACCCUGUAGCUUCCACCACUACAAAUUUGCAUGAAACAACAUCUAAAAUUAAAGAUAUAACUGAAACUACCACCUCUGGAUCUGAAACAGCACCUGUAAGCCCUACCAUAACCACAGAAUCAACUUCAUCAAUAACAACUUUAACAUCAACUAAAGCCACAUCUAUGCCAGAGAGCACAACAACUCUAUCGACUGGAAUCCCAACAACAACUGAGACAGGAACUGCGUCAUCAGAAACAACACCUAAGACUUCUGGAAAUACUACAACAGUUUCGCCAGUCAGUACAACAGAAACUGUGGACACGUCCAUAACAACAACAACGACGACAACAACUCCCGUUGUUACCGAAACUUCAACACAAAAGACAACAACAAAACUUACAACAUCGAAAGAAGGUACAUCGACCAGCACAACUGUCUCAGCUUCAACAGUUACGUCAUCAGAAGAAAUAACGACCGCUAAAUCUACACUAGAAUCUACUUUAAGUCCCACUACGUUUAAUUCUACGUCAUCAUCACUAAAAUCAACCACGCCAGUAUCUUUGAGUAGUACUACCACGAUCAGCGAUGCAGAUUCAUAUGGGAGAUAUAUGUUCAUGGGUCUUGCGAUUGCUGGUCCGUUUAUUCUGAUGCUGAUAGCUGUCGGGAUAUUUAUUUGUUGUCGCCGAUGUUCAAAGUGUUCACCAAAAGGGAAAAGUCAAGAGAAAUACCGAGUUUCCAAGCAAUUCGAUGGCAAUUCCAGUCAUAUCGAUGGAUCUUCCAAGCCGUUAAGUCCGCAGUUUUGGCCGGAUGUAGAUGAAAUCAAGAUCAACAUUACAAAUGAUUGUGAUAUUGAUUUGGGAUCAAAAUCAGAAAUUUAGUUCACUUUAAAGAAUCAUGACAUUGCAACGAACAAAGUUUAUUGCUAUGGUUCGUAGUAACAUGUUUGCUGUGUAUUGUUUUUUUUUUGUACUUUUAUAUAUGUUACAUUAAAAAUUAUUCUAA
Molecule: messenger RNA, 4225 nt
Organism: Magallana angulata
Lineage: Eukaryota; Metazoa; Mollusca; Bivalvia; Ostreida; Ostreidae
Product: A disintegrin and metalloproteinase with thrombospondin motifs 1-like
Exons: 26
Coding region: 253-4101 (1282 amino acids)
Biological process (GO): extracellular matrix organization; proteolysis
Cellular component (GO): membrane; extracellular matrix
Molecular function (GO): metalloendopeptidase activity
Source: RefSeq, a predicted model, not a curated record